CUUAAGCGUACAUCAACAAAUGGUGAACGUAUAAAAGAGGGUAUAUCUAUCAAUUCUGGAUUGCUUGCCUUAGGAAAUGUAAUUUCUGCUUUGGGUGAUCCAACUAAGGCAAAGAAUACAACUCAUAUCCCAUAUCGAGAUUCUAAACUAACACGUUUAUUACAAGACUCUCUUGGUGGUAAUGCGUUAACAUUAAUGAUUGCUUGUGUUUCACCAGCAGAAUAUAAUGUUAUUGAAACAAUAAAUACUCUUAAAUAUGCAAACCGGGCUAGAAAUAUUAAGAAUACGGCGAUAAUUAUGCAAGAAGAAGCCGGAUGGAAUGACUUAGAACAUUUACAAAAUCUUGAUACAUUGGAUAAUGGAAGUGACUCACCUGAUAGUCAAAUUCCUGAUUCAAAAACUCCGUUACAUAUCGAUACCAACGUUAAAACUGACGAAAACUUUCAAAAUAAUAAGGAUAUCGAAGCUCUUGAGGAACAACUUGCAGAGCUUCAACGUUCUUAUAGUGAAUUAUCACAAAAUUAUGCGAAAAAAUCAAUCGAACUUGAAAUAUAUCAAAAUGUCUCAGAUAGUACAAACCCUACCUCUUCAUCUUUAACAACCAUUAAAGAAGAGGAUGAGAUGACCGUUAAUAAAUCUCAAUUUUCUGAUUUUCAAAAGGCUGUCAAGCCAGUUGUCAUGGAAUACGAAAAAUCUAUUACUUCUUUAGAAAGUCAACUUGCGCUUGCUCGUGCCGCUUUAAAUCACACUGAAGCUUCAAUGCUAGAACAAGAAGCAAAACUUCUUGAUGCUGAAAAAUUCAGAGAAGAAAGUAAAAGUGUAAUUGAUGAUCUUAAAUAUAAGGUUUCAAAACUUCAUGAACGUGAAACUACAACUGAAUAUUAUAUUCAAGACCUUGAAGCUAAAAUUAAAAUUAAUUCCGAAGAAUAUAAAAAAGAUCAAGAGACAAUUAGUGAUCUCCGAAAACAACUUAUGGAACUUAAAGAAAAUGAUAAUAAUAAUGAAAAUCUAAUUCAUCAACUUGAAACGCGUUUGGCGGCGCGUGAAAAUAAAAUAGAACUUAUGAGUUCAAAUACAGAAAAACUUGAAAAAGCUUUAAAUCAACAACAAGAUGCAUAUGCAAGAUUAGAAGAAAGAUAUGCUCAAGAAAAACUGAGAAAUGAAGAAGACAAGAAAAUGCUCAUGACAGGAAUUGAAGAACGUGAUCAUAGGAUUUCUGAGCUGGAAAAAAAAGUCGAGGAGUUGGUUGACGAAAUAUCACAACUGAAACGAUUAAAAAUGGAUAUUAGAAAUUAUCGUUCAAAUUCACUUGCUUCGGCUUCUUCAACUUCUUCGGAUCAAGAUACUCCUCUUUCCACACCUCCUGAUUCGAAUACUCCAAAAUCAUCUGUAAAUUAUUCUUCUGUGUUAGGAUUAGAAUCAAAAUUAUAUCAACUUCAAAAAACUCAUGAAAAGACUGUCUCAGAAUAUAGUGAGAUAAAGAGUAAAUAUGCCUCAUGUCUUGAAGAAAUCCAAGAACUUCAAGAACAACUUCGAGCUAAAUUGAACAUUAAUAUAAUACCUGGAACCCCAUCAACUUCUACCGGAACAUCUUUUGGAGAACUUGCAGAUAUGGAUCCAAAGUCUUUAUCGCCAUCCACUCAUGGAACCCAUCGUAAAGCUAAAUCUCUAUCUUCUGAAUUAAAAGGGAUAGAAAAACGCGAUAGUUCUAAUGCUGCUAUUAUUCAAAGACUUCAAAUUGAAUUAAAACAACUUGAAUCGCUUCAUGAAGAUAAAGAUCAAGGUCUUAAUGCUGUUAAGCAGGAAUUUGCUCGUCUUGAGAUUAAUCAUCGGGAAGCUCUUGAAAUUGUUGAAGAACUUCGUGAAGAAAUAAAAAGAAGAGAUGCUCUUGCCCAAAUGGAAGUCAUGUCCGCCAUGGGAUCAGAAUAUACUAACAACGAAUAUUCUACAUCAGCUAGUGAAGUUGAUCAACUUGAGAUCGUUCAUCGUCUUCGUGAAGAAGUUGAACAACUCAAAGAAGAGCAACGAAAGACUUUGGAAAGUAUUUACGAACGUGAAGAAAAUGGAAAAGAUGAAGUUAAAAAAUUAGAAGCCACUAUAAAAGAUCUUAAAUCUGAAAUGCAGAAAUUACUUGAAGAACAGGCCUUAAAGAAUUCCGAAGUCUCUGAUACUGUAUCUGAUGAUAAUAAUGAUGAACAAGUCCAAGAAAUGCAAUUAACAAUAAAAUCACUUGAGGAACAAUUAUCAGAAGCUAAACGGCAGUUUUAUAUCGCAGAUGCUGCCUCUCGUCUCGAGGGUAACAAUAAAAUAGAACCGAAUAUGGAAAAUUUUGAACUUAGACAGCAAGUCGAAAAACUUCAAAAUGAAAUUGAAGCAAAGAGUCAUACAAUAGCUGCCUUAUUAUUCCCAUCAAUUGAACAUCAAAAUACAAUUCGCAGACUUGAAGAUGAACUUGAAAAAGUUCGAGAAGCUCAUCAACAAGCUAUUUUAGAAAAAUCAAGCCAGUUAGCUUCAAUUGCGGAAGAAUUUGAAGAUGGAGGAAUUGAUGUUUCUGAAUAUUCUGCUGCUAGAGAGCAAACUUAUGACAAACAUGUACAAACUCUUGAAGAAAAAGUUAAAGAUCUUGAAUCACAAUUGAGCAAAGCAAGAGAAGCACAGCAUAUUCCAACACCUCGAACUUCAAUUCAUUUUGAUAUUGAUCCAACACGAACAAACAUAAACAGUCUUGAAGAAAAAUUAGCUAUCUUGCAACAUGAUUUAGUUCUCAAGACAAAUACUAUCGAAAAUUUAAAUGAAGAACAAGAAAUUGUAACAGCACUUCAAGAACAACUUCUCCUGCUUAAAUCAGAUAUUCAACGCAAAUACGAACUUAUCGAAAUCUUGAAAAGAGACCUUGCUGAUAAGAGUAUGCUACAGCAAAAAUUAAGGGAAAAAGAGGCUGAAGCACUUAUUUUCAAAACAAAACUCAUGGAAGUUAACAAAAAAGAGCAAGAAUAUGAAGAUGAAACCAAAAAACUUAAAGAACAAUUAAGUAGAUUAGAAAGUGGAGAAGAUGUAAAUGAGGUUCUUCAAGAAGAAUUAGAUAGGCUGAAAAAAGAAAUUAUAGAAGUUCGUGAAAAAGAAUCUAUUGCACUUGAAAGAUUUCGAGUAUUGAAAGCCAAAUUAGGUUCCGAUCCUGAGGAAAAUCAACUUCAAGAUGAAUUAGAACGUUUACGAAUCGUGGAAAUAACGCAAAGAGAAAGAAUAGCAAUUUUGGAAAGUAAACUUUCAGAGCAAGGAGAUCAUGUUGAAUGUGAUAUUGCACAACUUCAAAAUGAUUUGCUGUUAGCAAAGGAAUCUGAGGCAGCACAAAAGAAUAUAAUCGAAAGUCUUGAAGCAAAAUUGCGUAAGGCUGAGGAUAAGUCUCAAAUAAGCGCAUAUCGACGUGAAAUAAAUGAGUUGAAAACUAAAGAAACAGAAUAUUUGAAAAGAAUAAAUGAAUUAGAAUAUCAAUUAAAGGAGCACGAUACUAAGGACCUAAAUGAGGUUAACAAACUUAAUGAAGAGUUAGAGAAAAUGAGAGCUAUAGAACGAGAACAACGUAAACAAAUUGAAACCCUUGAAACACGAUUAGAACUUGUCAACGAUGAAGAUCCCAAUGUUUCUUCAUUGAGAGAUCAAAUCGCUAAAUUGAAAGCUUCAGAAUCUGAUAUGCGUAGAACUGUACAGGAUUAUGAAUUAAAACUUGCAACAGCACAGAAAGAGGCUAAAAUUUUCGGUACGGUUAAAGAAGAAGUUAAAUUCUUAAAGGAAUUAGAAACUGAGCAAAAAUCCACAAUUGAACAAUUGCAAGCGCAACUUAGUAAACUUAGAACUUCUAAAGAAGCAGCUGUUAACGAGCUUCAAACUAUGAAAGGAGGUUUUGUUAUUCAAAAGGACUUGGCAAUCUCCCUCGAAAAAGAAGUAAACUCUCUAAGAGAACAAUUGGCAGCUAUAAAGAAUAUUGACGCUAAAUCAUAUGAUCAUGAAGAAAUGACCAAUUUGAUAAACAAAACUCAAAAAGAACGUGACGAUGCACAAAACACAGUCAAAACUUUGGAAAUUGAAAUCAAAACAUUUAAACUAGCAGGAGUUGCUGGUAAUGAAAAUGUUGGCGCUUUAAGAUCAGAACUAGCAAAUACUAAACUUGAGAUGGCGGCUCAAAACGAGAUUCUGGCAGAUCUUGAUUCUCAGAUAAGUAAUAUGGACAAAGAACGUAAUCAGAGUAUCCAACGCAUUCAAGAGUUAACAGAAGCUCUUAAAGAAAAAGAAUCUAGCCAAAAGGAUGCCAUUAAGAACCUUGAAUGCACUUUAGCAAAUUUAGAUUCUGAACUUACUGUGGCCAAGGAUUCCUCCAACACGAGCAAAAAAACAAUUGCAACUCUUGAAGAAAAACUUGCUACUGUGCGUUCACAAUUAAAUGAUGCUAAGGCUUCCGAUGAAAGACGUUCAAAUAUUAUGAAUGAGUUGGAAAAGAAAUUAAAGAAUACUCUUAAUAUUUUAACGGACAAAGAAGAAAGUAUCAUUAACCUUGAUGUUAUGGUCUCAGAAUUGGACACUGUUAUACAAAAAACACAAUUAGAACUUCAAACAUCAAAAGCGUCUGAAGAAGAUGCGGCCAGACGUGAAAAUGAAUUAGAAGCCAAACUUGCAGAAUUAACUUCCAGGUUACAAAAUACAAACAAUAGCAGUGCAGAAUUUGCAAAAAUAAAAGCUUCAGAAACAAAACAUAUGGAACAAGUUAAGCUCCUGGAAACUAAACUCAAAGAAGCUGAGGCACAUCGUGUUGAAGAAAUGUCCAAACUUAAAAAGGCAAAUAAAGAAAUCGAGUCACUUAGUGAUAAAUGUAAUCAAUUACAAAAAGAACUCGAAGAUGCACAAUGGGAUUCUGUCAUCCAGAGUUAUGAAAAUGUUGAUGAUACUAUGGUUGAAGAUCUUACCAAUCAACUUAAACAG
Racocetra fulgida is the source of this 4974-nucleotide messenger RNA. The record is from the annotation of a GenBank genome assembly. Lineage: Eukaryota; Fungi; Glomeromycota; Glomeromycetes; Diversisporales; Gigasporaceae.